AUGAGUAUUUAAGACUAUUAAAUUAUUUAAAAGAUAGGAGAAGGAGCUUAUGGUAUUGUUUACAAGGGAUAACAUAAAUAAACUGAAGAAUUUGUUGCAAUUAAAUAGGUAAAAGUUUAAGACUAUGAUACAUGGGGAAUGCCUUAAUAAUGCUUAAGAGAAUUACAAUCAUUGAAACUUUUAUAAAAUAUUUAAAAUAUAAUUUAGUUAAAAAAAGUCAUAUACGAUUAUAAGGAUAAAUAAAUAUUUUUAAUAUUUGAAUAUUUUGAUUAAGAUCUUCAUGUAUAUAUUCAUUAAAGGGAUAUAUAUUCUUUAACAUAUUCUGUAAAAAAAAUAAUUUUCUAAAUUCUUUUAGGAUUAUCUUAAAUUCAUAACAAAAGAAUAAUUCACAGGGACAUAAAACCUUAAAAUAUAUUAAUAAAUGAUUAAGGUGUAGUUAAAAUUGCAGACUUUGGAAUUUCAAGAAUAUUCAAUUUCCCUUUAAAAGAUUUAACUAUGGAUAUACAGUCUUUACGUUAUAAAGCUCCUGAAGUUUUAUUAGGCUAUAAAAGAUAUUCAUUUUAAAUCGAUAUUUGGAGUGUUGGGUGUAUUUUUUAUGAAUUGACUAUAAAUUAACCUUUGUUUAUUUCUUUUAGCGAAAUUGAUAUAAUUAAUAAGAUUUUUUAAUUAUUAGGAACUCCAGAUUACUAGAAUUUUUAAUUCCUUUUUGAAUGCGAAAACUUUAAAAAUAACUAUGCUAUUUUUCCUAAGAAAAAUUUAAGAUAGUUUUUCUCUAAAUUUGAUGAUUUAGCUUUUGAUCUUAUUACUCAAAUGAUUGAGUUUGAUCCUAAUUAAAGAAUAUCUGCAUGUAAAGCUUUAAACCAUCCUUAUUUUUAAGAAAUUUAUUGAAAAAAAAUAUGCAUUAUUUUUAAAUUGAAUAGAUAUUAUAUUUUAAAAAUAAUAUUUAUAUGUUUUAAGAUUGCAUUUUUUAAAAAAAUCCGAUUUUAAAAAUAUUAUAUUUAUUAAGUAUAUAUUUUUAUAAAAUAAAUUUUUAAUUAAGUUUAACAUCUAAUUGAGC
Messenger RNA from Ichthyophthirius multifiliis, 1057 nucleotides. RefSeq lists its product as hypothetical. Gene Ontology annotation, biological process: regulation of G2/M transition of mitotic cell cycle; regulation of gene expression; G1/S transition of mitotic cell cycle. The transcript has 2 exons. Lineage: Eukaryota; Ciliophora; Oligohymenophorea; Hymenostomatida. Gene Ontology annotation, cellular component: cytoplasm; cyclin-dependent protein kinase holoenzyme complex; nucleus. Gene Ontology annotation, molecular function: cyclin-dependent protein serine/threonine kinase activity; ATP binding; cyclin binding. The record is from RefSeq and is a predicted model, not a curated record.